AUGCCGCAGUUGUUCAUGCUUUCACGUACCGGAAGCGCGGAAACAAUCACUGCUCAUUAUUUAUUUGCAUUGGGAACAUAUCGCGCUUUGUAUAUCUUGAAUUGGGUAUAUCGUUAUUAUACUGAGGAAUUUUUCGAUCCUAUUGCAACUGUUGCCGGUGUCGUACAGACUGUACUUUAUGCCGAUUUUUUCUAUCUAUAUGUUACACGAGUGAUUCGAGGACACAAAAAUCUGGAGCUUCCCGCUUAG
This is a messenger RNA of Acanthocheilonema viteae, 249 nucleotides long. Lineage: Eukaryota; Metazoa; Nematoda; Chromadorea; Rhabditida; Onchocercidae. The record is from the annotation of a GenBank genome assembly.